ACUCAUUGUGUCUGUGUCGAGGCGUCGGGAGGGCCUAGGUCCGUGUGCAGCGCCCUUCGGCCGGCCUGAGCCCCAGAGUCAGCUCCCCUCUCUCGCACAGCGUCCCCAGGCCGCUCCCGGGGCUCACGGAAUAGUGCAGAAACAAGUACCAGAAACAUCUCCUAGGACAGAAAGGAGAGCACAGACCCUAUUUGGAUCAAGUCGGUUCCCCGAGCCUGAAUGAUGACUGCUGAAUCAAGGGAAGCCACGGGUCUCUCCCCCCAGGCUGCCCAGGAGAAGGAUGGCAUUGUCAUAGUGAAGGUGGAAGAGGAAGAUGAGGAGGACCACAUGUGGGGGCAGGAUUCCAGCCUGCAGGAGACCCCUCCUCCUGACCCGGAGAUAUUCCGCCAACGUUUCAGGCACUUCUGUUACCAGAACACUUUUGGGCCUCGAGAGGCUCUGAGUCGACUGAAAGAACUUUGUCAUCAGUGGCUACGACCAGAGAUAAACACCAAGGAGCAGAUUCUGGAGCUGCUCGUGCUGGAGCAGUUCCUUUCCAUUCUGCCCAAGGAGCUCCAGGUCUGGCUGCAGGAGUACCGUCCCGAUAGUGGGGAGGAGGCUGUGACCCUUCUGGAAGAUUUGGAGCUUGAUUUAUCAGGACAGCAGGUCCCAGGUCAAGUUCAUGGACCUGAGAUGCUCGCAAGGGGGAUGGUGCCUCUGGAUCCAGUACAGGAGUCCUCGAGCUUUGACCUUCAUCCUGAAGCUGCCCAGUCCCAUUUCAAGCAUUCAUCUCGGAAACCCCGCCUCUUACAGUCACGAGCUCUCCCUGCCACCCACGUUCCUGCCCCUCAUAAUGAGGGGAGUCCCCGAGACCAGGCGAUGGCAUCUGCACUAUUCACGGCAGAUUCCCAGGCAAUGGUGAAGAUCGAGGACAUGGCCGUGUCCCUCAUCCUGGAGGAAUGGGGAUGUCAGAACCUGGCUCGGAGGAAUCUCAAUAGGGACAACAGGCAGGAGAAUUAUGGGAACGUGUUUUCCCAGGGUUGUGAAAACAGGAAUGAGAAUGAGGAGUCAACCUCAAAGGCUGAAAUUGCAGAAGACUCAGCAUCACGUGGGGAGACAACAGGAAGAUUCCAGAAAGAUUUUGGAGAAAAACGUGAACAGCAGGGCAGAAUAGUAGAAAGGCAGCUAAGAAACCCUGAGGAGAAAACUGGAAAAGAAAAGAAAGAUUCAGGGCCAGCUACAGUCAAGGAAAAAAAACCCACCACGGGAGAGAGAGGUCCAAGGGAGAAGGGUAAAGGAUUGGGAAGAAGCUUCAGUUUGAGCUCAAACUUUAACACCCCUGAGGAGGUUCCGACAGGAGCCAAGUCUCAUAGGUGUGAUGAAUGUGGUAAAUGCUUCACAAGGAGUUCAAGCCUUAUUCGCCAUAAAAUAAUCCACACUGGAGAAAAGCCCUAUGAAUGUAGUGAGUGUGGGAAAGCCUUCAGUCUUAACUCAAACCUUGUCCUCCAUCAGAGAAUCCACACAGGAGAGAAACCUCAUGAAUGUAACGAGUGUGGCAAAGCCUUCAGUCAUAGUUCAAAUCUCAUUCUACAUCAGCGAAUCCACUCCGGAGAGAAACCUUACGAAUGUAAUGAGUGUGGGAAGGCCUUCAGCCAGAGCUCAGACCUCACUAAACAUCAGAGGAUCCACACAGGAGAAAAGCCCUAUGAAUGUAGCGAGUGUGGAAAAGCUUUCAACCGAAACUCAUACCUUAUUCUGCACCGGAGGAUUCACACCCGAGAAAAGCCCUAUAAGUGCACUAAGUGUGGCAAGGCCUUCACCCGGAGCUCAACGCUCACUCUGCACCACAGAAUCCACACGGGAGAGAGACGUUACAUAUGCGCUGAGUGUGGGAAAGCCUUUAGUAAUAGCUCAAACCUCACUAAGCACCGGAGAACACACACUGGGGAGAAGCCGUAUGUGUGCACCAAGUGUGGGAAAGCCUUCAGCCACAGCUCAAACCUUACCCUUCACUACAGGACACACUUGGUGGACCGGCCCUAUGACUGUAAGUGUGGGAAAGCCUUCGGUCAGAGCUCAGACCUCCUUAAACAUCAGCGAAUGCACACUGAAGAGGCACCUUAUCAGUGUAAAGAUUGUGGAAAGGCUUUCAGUGGUAAAGGCAGCCUCAUUCGGCACUAUCGAAUACACACUGGGGAGAAACCUUAUCAGUGUAACGAGUGUGGGAAGAGCUUUAGUCAGCACGCGGGUCUUAGUUCUCAUCAGAGACUCCACACUGGAGAGAAGCCAUAUAAAUGUAAGGAGUGUGGGAAAGCCUUCAACCACAGCUCCAAUUUUAAUAAACAUCACCGAAUCCAUACUGGGGAAAAGCCCUAUUGGUGUAAUAAUUGUGGAAAGACCUUCUGCAGUAAGUCAAAUCUCUCCAAACACCAGAGAGUCCACACUGGAGAGGGAGAAGUGCUUUAACUGGCAAAUAUACUCUUGCUGGUUUUGGGAUUCUGUGUUUGUUUUUCUUCUUUAGAACAUGAGUGCUAGAGAGAAACCCAGUAAUUGCAAUAUAAACUCUGGUGGUGGAUUUUAUUUCACUCCACAUCAAAGGAUGCCUGAGGAGGGAGCUGAGGCGGCAGCACUGUAGGAUGGGGCCCUGGUGGGUGUCGGGAUUCCUCACUCACCAGCUCACUGGGGCAGGGUCCCCUCGCCACACUUUGGUCCCAUAAACCAUGCCAGCAUUGCCUUUUGUAUAGUUAAACUCAUGUGUAUCCAGUAUAGUUAAAGAAGAAACGUAAAAGCUGUUUAACUGUUUUAAUAUGUAUUCAAGAAUGACAAUUUGUAAAGAAUUGAGCCACGUUGAACACAAUUUAAUCUGAUUCAGAAUAAACUUAGAACAUCUUG
Molecule: messenger RNA, 2871 nt
Organism: Equus quagga
Lineage: Eukaryota; Metazoa; Chordata; Mammalia; Perissodactyla; Equidae
Product: zinc finger protein with KRAB and SCAN domains 1
Exons: 7
Coding region: 220-2445 (741 amino acids)
Biological process (GO): negative regulation of transcription by RNA polymerase II
Molecular function (GO): DNA-binding transcription repressor activity, RNA polymerase II-specific
Source: RefSeq, a predicted model, not a curated record